GGCGGAGGAGGCGGCGGCCGUCCAUGCGGCGGGCUCGAGGCCGCCCGGCUCCGGGAAGCACGCGGGGGCCAGGCGGGGGCAGCCUCCGCUCCGGGACGCCGGCCGCCAGGAGUUGGACACCACUCCCAUCUGCAGGAAAUUGGUAACAUCUCAGAGGAGCCCUUGCUUCUUCCGGGACAUCCAGCAUCAUGGUUUCUCAUUUCAUGGGGUCUCUCAGUGUCCUGGGUUCCCUCCUGCUACUUGGAUUGCAGCUCGUCUGCCCACAGCCCUCCACUGAGCACAGAAAGGUCCCGCAGCGGACGGCGGCCCAGGGCGGCCCCGAGGACGGCGGCGGCGGCGGCGGCGGCGUGUGGGGCGCCUGGGGGCCGUGGUCCGCCUGCUCCCGCAGCUGCAGCGGCGGCGUGAUGGAGCAGACGCGGCCCUGCCUGCCCGGCUCGGCCCGCGCGCGGGGGGCCCUGCGACCCGGGGCGCCGCCGCGCGCCUUCGCGGGCCACGUGGUGUCGGCCGUGCGCACCUCCGUGCCGCUGCUCCGCGGCCGCGACCCCGACCCCGACCCCGACCCCGACCCCGACCCCGGGGAGCCGCGCGCCCGCCCCCGCCCCCGCCCCCGCCCCGACCGCCUCCGCCACGGCCCCGCGCAGCGCGGCAGCCGCCACCCGCAGGCCCCCCGCGACCCCGCGGCGGACAGGAGGAGCAGGACCCGCGGUCCCAUCGGCCCUGGCAAGUACGGCUACGGAAAGGCCCCGUAUAUCUUGCCGCUGCAGACCGACUCGGCGCACUCAUCACAGAGGCUUCGCAGGCAGAGGGCCUCGGCCCGGCCCCUCGGGCCCCCGGAGGCGUCUGGUCCUGGCCACGGCUACGGCGCGCGGGCGCACCAGGCUCCCCGGCAGGGGCCUCGGUACCAGAGCGACAGUGGCCCUCGUUCCGGGCUGCAGGCCUCCGAGGCGUCCGUCUACCAGCUGCCUUUGACUCAUGACCGAGGCUUUCCCGCAGCUUCCGGGCUCUUCCACGGCCUGGAAACCAGCAGCAGCCCCGGCAUGGGGGCAGCCCGGAGCUUCUCGCAGCCUGCCCGGUCUGCUGCCAUCUCCUGCAUCGGGGCCUAUCGGCAGUACAAGCUGUGCAACACCAACGUGUGUCCAGAAAGCAGUAGAAGUAUCCGGGAGGUCCAGUGCGCAUCCUAUAACAACAAGCCAUUCAUGGGCCGCUUUUAUGAGUGGGAACCGUUUGCAGAAGUGAAGGGCAAUCGGAAGUGUGAGCUGAACUGCCAAGCAAUGGGCUACCGCUUCUACGUUCGGCAAGCUGAGAAGGUCAUUGACGGCACCCCCUGUGACCAGAAUGGCACGGCCAUCUGUGUGUCUGGGCAGUGCAAGAGCAUUGGCUGUGACGACUACCUAGGCUCGGACAAAGUGGUGGACAAAUGCGGGGUGUGCGGAGGCGACAACACAGGCUGUCAGGUUGUGUCUGGUGUGUUCAAGCAUGCCCUCACCAGCCUGGGCUAUCACCGAGUGGUCGAGAUUCCCCAAGGAGCCACCAAAAUCAACAUCACCGAGAUGUACAAGAGCAAUAACUAUUUGGCUCUGCGAAGUCGCUCUGGCCGCUCCAUCAUCAAUGGGAACUGGGCAAUUGACCGGCCAGGAAAAUAUGAAGGUGGAGGGACCAUGUUCACCUACAAGCGUCCGAAUGAGAUUUCGAGCACCGCGGGAGAAUCCUUUUUGGCUGAAGGCCCCACUAAUGAGAUCUUGGAUGUCUAUAUGAUACACCAGCAGCCUAACCCGGGAGUCCACUAUGAGUACGUCAUCAUGGGGACCAACAUCAUCAGCCCACAGGUGCCUCCUCACAGGAGACCAGGGGAGCCCUUCAACGGCCAACUGGUAACAGAUGGGAGGAGCCAGGAGGAGAGAGAAGACAAAGAGGAGACCGAGGAGAAGGAAGAUGUGCGUGGUGGGGCACCUGAAGUGUUCACCUCAGAAUCCGCGCAGACCUUCCCAGUCAGGCAUCCAGAUGGGUUUUCUUCCCAUCGACCGGACAAUUUGGUGCCGGCGGUGCCACAGCCCCCACGGCGAGGCCGAGACCACAACUGGAAGCAGCUGGGGACAACGGAAUGCUCGACAAGCUGUGGGAAAGGAUCGCAGUUCCCUAUUUUCCGCUGUGUGCACAGAAACACCCACGAGGAGGUUCCUGAGAGCUACUGUGACUCCAGCAUGAAGCCCACCCCCGAGGAGGAGCCCUGUAACAUCUUCCCCUGCCCGGCCUUCUGGGACAUCGGAGAGUGGUCUGAGUGCAGCAAAACCUGCGGCCUGGGCAUGCAGCAUCGCCAAGUUCUGUGCCGCCAGGUGUACGCCAACCGCAGCCUGACCGUGCAGCCCUACCGCUGCCAGCACCUGGAGAAGCCUGAGACCACCAGCACCUGCCAGCUCAAGAUCUGCAGUGAGUGGCAGAUCCGGACGGACUGGACCUCGUGCUCAGUGCCCUGUGGAGUGGGACAGAGGACCCGAGACGUGAAGUGUGUGAGCAACAUUGGGGACGUGGUUGAUGAUGAGGAAUGCAACAUGAAGCUCCGGCCGAAUGACAUUGAGAACUGCGACAUGGGACCCUGUGCCAAGAGCUGGUUCCUCACCGAGUGGAGUGAAAGGUGCUCAGCGGAGUGUGGUGCUGGGGUGCGGACACGCUCAGUGGUGUGCAUGACCAACCACAUCAGCAGCCUGCCCCUGGAGGGCUGUGGGAACAACCGGCCAGCGGAGGCCACACCAUGUGACAACGGGCCCUGCACGGGCAAGGUGGAGUGGUUUGCAGGGAGCUGGAGCCAGUGUUCCGUCGAGUGUGGGAGUGGGACCCAACAGAGGGAGGUGAUUUGUGUUAGGAAGAACACAGACACCUUUGAAGUGCUGGAUCCCUAUGAAUGUUCCUUCCUGGAGAAGCCCCCCAGCCAGCAAUCAUGCCACCUCAAGCCUUGCGGGGCCAAAUGGUUUAACACAGAAUGGAGCAUGUGUUCCAAGAGCUGCCAGGGUGGCUUCCGGGUCCGAGAAGUGCGCUGCCUGUCAGAUGACAUGACCCUAAGUAAUCUCUGUGACCCUCAGUUGAAGCCAGAAGAGAAAGAAUCAUGCAACCCUCAGGACUGUGUCCCUGAAGUUGAUGAGAACUGUAAGGACAGGUACUACAACUGCAACGUGGUGGUGCAGGCGCGCCUCUGCGUCUACAACUACUACAAGACGGCCUGCUGCGCGUCGUGCACUCGGGUGGCCGCCAGGCACGCAGGCUUCCUGGGGAGCAGAUAACCCCGCGCUGCAGCAGGAGGCCGCCGGGCUGCCCCCCAGGCUGCCACCACCCCCACCUGCGGCCGAGUGUCCACGUCGCGGCCCGGAGCCAAGCCACGGUUGUCCUGUAGCAUCACCACAAACUGAUGAUCCCUCCCGGGGAGCCCUGGCACCUGGGAAGGUGCUGUCGGAAAGCCGAGGGUGGCUAGGGGUGCGGGUAGCCCUCAAUCACCUCCCAUGCCAGCACUUUCUAAGCUAGCAGGUGGGCCCUCACGGGGCGCUGCCUGGCGGCCGGGGUGCUACUGGCCUUUCCGCGUCGGGGCCCCCUGGAGAGUGGGGAGAGGCAGCUCCCGCCCUGGAGCCCCGCUCAGCCCUGCCGAGACACCUGCCUCCCAGCGUCCCCUCCGCCCAGCGGUGCCUACUUUCAUUCUCAAAGACAUGAGGCUUUUUCCUGCCUUAGGACCCAAAUAUCUCCUGUCAAGUAGUGCUUUAUGAGGUCACAGGUGUAUUCACAGCUACCAGAUCAUGAACGGCUCACGAAGCCCCCAGAACGGGAGCCAGGGACUGAACCAUUAUCCCCAUUUUACUGACAAGGAAACUGAGGCUCAGUUUAAGUGAUUGACCUGCCAGGUAUAUUCCCCUGUUGGGUGGCAGGGUUGAGUCCGACCACAAAAGUCACCCCGAGGCCUGCCCAGAAGCCCAGAAGUCUGUAGGAAUCGGCUUCAUUUCAAACCAGGUGACCGAGAAAUUUCCCACUCGGUGAACAAAGCCCAGCUUUAGAAUUCUUUCCUCUGGCCAAAGGUCAAGACACUAUCCUAGGCCCUCAGUUGUUUCUGACGCCUGUUUCUUUCUUCCUUCCCCGACGAGGUCACAGAUCCUAGUUAUAGGGCUCUGUGCAGGUUUGGUUCAACCCCAUCCUGAAUGGAAUGGUCCUUGAGACAAGAAGGCCAUUGGGGUAGCAAGGUCAUGCCUGAAGUCCUGAUUCUGCUCCCCAGGGAGCUGACCGCCAAGGACCCUGCGGCCACGGAGCCUCUGGUGUCUCUGUACCCUGGGCUCCCCUGCUUCCCCAGCCACCUCCCCAGGCUGUUCACCACUCACCCAGUGGAAAGUCUAACCAAGCUGUCUCCGCAUAAAACCUGUGUUUAUAUUAGAAAGAGUCUUCCUUUGGUUUUUCCACUUUGAUUUAUGGAUUUCUGUUUGUGAUUUCUCAUCCCUCCCUCCCACUGCGAGUCACAACCUAUAUCCCAGCAUCCCAGACUUGAGCACUAAGAUCUGCAUUCAUGCCACUCGCCAGGGAGAGGGGCCAUGGGCUCCCCCAGUGACAGCCACCACAGAAAGGGUCUUCCCCAAUGCCCUUCACCUAACUCUGCAGCUCCAGAGGCCUCGGGCUGCAAGGGAGAUGCAGUGCGUAUCGAAAGGUAAACGAUCUGAAAAGUCAAUUAAAAGGAAAGGAUAUAUAUGUGCGUGUGUAUGUGUGUACAUGUGUGUGUGUAUAUAUAUACAUACAGUUGACCCUUGAACAAUGUAGGGGUUCAGGGUGCCAACCACCCCCUGCACACUUGAAAACCCAUACAUAAAAUUUGACUCCCCAAAAGCAUAGCUACUAAUAACCUGCUAUUGACUGGAAGCCUUACCAAUGACAUCAUCGAUCACCACCUAUUGUUAUAUGUCAUAUGUAUUAUAUACUGUAUUCUUACAAUACAGUCAGCUAGGGGAAAGAAGAUGUCAUUAAGAAAAUCACAAGGAAAAGGAAUCACACCUACAGGACUAUAUGGUAUUUAUCGGGGGAAAAAAAUCUGUGAAUAAGUGGACCUACUGCAGUUCAAACCCAUGUUGUUCAAGGGUUACAUAUAUAUAUUCUCCUACCAAUUAAGACAAAUACCAGGCUAAACAAAUUGUAAGCUUAUAGGAAAUCUGUCUUAUUCAGUGCCGUGGUGCUGGGUCUAUUUCUCUUUGAAAGCAAGUCUGGGUUCUUAGGAAUCGAAUUUCUCCCUUGAGCUCUUUAACCCCAAAAUCUGCUAAUUGGAUGAUCCCCUGAAGCUUUUGGAUGUAGUAGCACUAGCCCAAUCUGACACGCUGUGUUCGGUUCCCACUGCCCUUGGGCUUUCAGAAAUUCUAUCUGGCCUUUCCGUGGGGGUUCUUUUCUUGGAGAGCCCAGCCGCCACUUUGCAAAAAAAAGGACACCCAUCUCUCUCCCCAUCCGCGUGCAGUGUAACUUGCACAAUAUGCAGCCGGGCAGAGACCCUAAUUCCCAUGCCCACCAAGCAAAAAGAGACCAGAGAAGCCAAACAUAUGGAUGGUUUCCCAUGCCCUCUCUCCCUCUCACCGCCUACUUUUGCUUUUUAUCACAAGAGAAGCAUGAUCUUUAUGCAGCUGCUCUCAGAUCUUGCCCAAGAAGCCAUUAAAUUGGGAGAUUCCUUGGAGGAGGCUUUUCCAUGCUGGAGCAACAUCAGUGGGUGGAAGGGCAGAAAGGCUGAUUUCAGCUCAAAUUGAGGGAAAGCCUUCUAGCCAUCCAGCCUGCCUAACAGCAGUCCGGGCCACCCUACAUGGGCGAGGCUCCAUCCUAAAGGGAAUUUCUUCAUCAAGCAGGAGGUGAACAUCCUGGGUCCUUCCAAUUCGGAAUUCUCAUUACUGGGCUGGCUCAAUGCUGGCUUUGACCUCUCUUGGGUGUCCUGUGGCCCCCAAAUGCUACCUGACAGCUGUUUAAAAGGACAGUGAUCUUCCCAUGAGAAUGGCCAUCCUGCCAAUGGCAGAACUGAGUGGCAGCAAAUGGGUUAGUGCCAUGUCUUUAGGGGAACAAAAGUACCCAAACUAAGUGUCUUUUUUCUCUUCCAACAAAUAGUUGGGCUCUUCUUGGAAUCCAUUCAUCUCUGGAAAAACUAUGAAUUACUAGAACGGGCAUUUUAACAACUUCUUGGUCUUUAAAAUCCAGUGUUUGUUAAGUUCCUGGUUCCUAUGGCAACGUAUCAAUGCCCCCAUAGGGCACACAACACAACACGCCUGAUAGGGCCCUCAGGGUGUCGGGUGACACGGUGCCUGGAGGUGGUCAGAGGACAGCUGAUCUGAAGACCCUCCCUGCAGAUAGGCCUCUUUCUCCCUUCCUUGGCGCCCCCUUAUCUCAGUCUUGCUUUUCCACGAUCUGUCACCCUCUCCUCAGCACCUCUCCAUGACCUUUUAAGCGGCCACUUGCAGAAUUGAAAGUUACAUUUUAAUGCUGUUUUGCUUUUUCCUGUGUCCUGAAUGGCCUCAUUCCCUGCUCCGGAUUUUAAAAUUAGAUGAACUGAAGGUGUUACAUGUUUUCACAAAAGUCAACCAAAACAGCUUGCUGUUUUACUUUCGCUUCCUAUUGGAGAAGGACAGAGUGUCCCUUGCAGCCCAGGCAAAGGCCACUCAGUGCACUCCAGCCUGCCACCCUCACAUGGACUCUCAUUUUUCCCCUAGAGGAAAGAAAUAGCAGAAGAGACAGGCUAAAGAAAGCUUGCAAACCCAGCCACUGGAUGGAGUCAGGAGUCCUCUGAGUUCAUUAACAGUGAGUCGGCUACACUCUGGCAGAGAGAGAAAUCCAGAUAUUACUAGUACCUUCCUAAGCCAGUGGCUUUCUCCUUUUUUUUUUUUUUAAUACAGCCAUUUUAGAAUUUGAAUAUUGGCCCUCUAAUGUAAAAGGCAUAUAAGUGGUAAAAAGAAAUAUGGCUUUCCUUAAAUCAAACCUGGAAGGACCUAUAUCAGCCUGGCAGGUGGAGGCCAACACCUGACGCUUGUCCGUUUAAAACAUCUUUAAUGUGGCUCUGAUGGGAAGUUGGACACCUUACUGAUGAAAUUGGUGGAUGACAUGAAAUUGGUGACAGUGACAGGCCCAAAGAGAUCUAGGAGACUAGAACAAAACCUGGAUCUUAGGAAUUCACCAGGAAGCAACAUAAGUGUACCUUUGGAGUUAAAAUGAAAACAAAAACAAAAUUGUAUCAAUACAAGGUGGAGACGUAAGAGUUUCAGCUAAGUUCAAUGUGAGUCAAGAAAGUGGAAUGGGAGCACUCCCUCCAAACCACACACACACACACACUGAGACACUUAGGCUCCACUGGGAGAAGACAUUCGUCAUGCCACAUUGUGGUUGUGAUGCUGGAACCACGCUUGAGGAAUAUUGUUAGCGUGUAGUGUUCAGAUGAGCACGCCCAAUCCUGAUGAGGGGCGCAGACAGAAACAGGGGAGAGGACUUCAUGAAAACAUUUAUCCUGGAGAAGAAGAGGUGUGGGACAGCACUAUGAGAGCAACCCUAAGGCCAUUAGGUAAAGGCUGUAGGGAGACAGAUGUUAGCCCCUGAAGAAGGACCAACUUCCCACAGGUGAGAGCCCUCCCCCAACCCUGAAGGUAGAGGGUUCUCCCAUCGCUGGAGGUCUCAGCAGAGGCCGAAGGGCCACUUGUCAGGGAUGCUGGAGAGGGGAAUUCAAGCACCCAGCUGGGGCAAUAUGACUUUUAAGGCCCCUUCUAAGUCUAGGCUUUGGUAACUCUGUCAGUAGAGCAGCUUAGGGUGAGCCACCUGGUCUGGGGUACUUCCCAUUUCUGCGUUGGCCAUUUUGAUCCCAGUGUCGCACCUCUCACCUGAGCUGAGUGUGGGCCUCAUAUCCCAGAACCACUAGAACUUGGUCAGAGCUGCCCUGUCGGGUCCUGCUUUGUAGAUGAGUCACCCAACAUCCCGACGGCUAGUUCCCCGCCCAGGGUCACACACUUUAAUGGGGCAGGACCUUGACGAGACUAAGGCCCUCUAAAUACCUUCUCUCUUUCUCAGCUCACCUUGCUUUGCUUCACCUUUACUGGAGCCAAGUAAUUCUCUCCACCCCAAACCAUCCCAUACUCCUGGUUCUAUUCCAUGGGUAACAGAGAGUUCCAUCGAUGUGCUGAGAAAGGUGACCACGAGGGAGGGGGGACUUCCAGCCAGGUUUCCCAGCAUCUUCUAGAGGUUGAACCCUUUGCCUCAGUGAGAGGAAAGCCAUUCUAUUACAUAAACCAACUUCCGGUUCCUUGACCCCCCCAGUUCAGUUUGUCAGAAGGAUAUACUUUGUUAUAACUUAUUAUUUUGUUCUUUGUAAAUACAAGAUGUUUAUAGGAAAUGUGUAUUCUGAACUCUAUGGGCAGAAUGAGUCACUACACCAAAAUAGUUCUAUUAUUUAGAAUAUGCUAAUUUUAAAGGGACCUAAUAGGUAUUUAUUUACAUAUACAAUCCACGUUUGUGUAAAAUCGUUUGAUCCUACUAACCCAGCUUCCUGCAAAGUGGCUACAUGAUGUCUUAUUCUAAGUUCAUAGUUACCAUUCAGUAUCCUGACUAGCCAAAUUCUUUGGGUUUUAACAUUGAAUAUAAAUUACUCUGCUUUUUGACUCGUUCAGGGGCUUUUAUCCCUGGCAUCGUACCCGAAACAGGUCUGUUUGCAUUGCCACCUUUCCAUCUUAAAUGUUAUGUUUGCUCGUAUAAUCUGCCCUCGCCUCAUCCCCACCCGGAGAAGGGAAUUUGAGGGUCUUUAAUCCCUUCUCUUUGUCUUGCUUCCUUCUUAGCAUCACCAGCACUAAGUUGCUUGGGAGGCCUGGUCAGAGCAGCGUGUAAGGCCGGGUCCGCUGUCAGGGGCUGGGAGGGCUUUACAGGGGUGUUCCCAGCUCUGACCACACCUCCAGGGUGUCCUCUGGGACUGCUAGGGUGGGGGUUCUGUGUCCUCCUACCACCUGCAUAGCCAAGGAGCAAGGAACCUACUAAAUACUCCACUGUCUCCAUGUCACCCUUAUAAAGUAUUGUUUAAGAAGGUGGGGUGGGGUAGAAGGUGAAUUAUAUGAAUAAAUGCAGUGUGUUUUCUCUCCGGCAAAAAUGACAACUAUUUUUGUGUAUGACUAAUUUAUUUUUAUUAUUGUAAAAAUACAAUAAACUGGUUAAAAAGAUCAGCUUCA
Canis lupus familiaris (dog) is the source of this 9182-nucleotide messenger RNA. RefSeq names its product thrombospondin type 1 domain containing 4 (gene THSD4). Gene Ontology annotation, molecular function: metalloendopeptidase activity. Gene Ontology annotation, biological process: extracellular matrix organization. The transcript has 18 exons. The coding region runs from base 189 to 3275 and encodes 1028 amino acids. Gene Ontology annotation, cellular component: extracellular matrix. The record is from RefSeq and is a predicted model, not a curated record. Lineage: Eukaryota; Metazoa; Chordata; Mammalia; Carnivora; Canidae.